This is a messenger RNA of Paramecium sonneborni, 1305 nucleotides long. The record is from the annotation of a GenBank genome assembly. NCBI's taxonomy places the organism in Eukaryota, Ciliophora, Oligohymenophorea, Peniculida, Parameciidae.
UGAACAAAAGAAUGAAAGGUAUAUCAGGAGUAUUAGUAAUUCUGCUUUUAAGUCAGAGUGUUUUAUGUAGCCCAAAGAAGAUCAAUACAGAUUUUUUGAAUUUACUUAGUUCUAAAACAAAUGUAAUGAGUUCUUAGGAUGCUAUCCAAUCAGUGCUUAUAUUGUUAGAAGAUCUUUAAGGAGCAAAUGUAGAAGCUUAAGAUAAAGCUGAUCUUACAUUUUAAAGAUUUGAAUAAGCCAUAUUGUAAGACAUCAAUGAGUUCUCUGGAAUAGUGAAUGUAAAUUCAAAGAGUGCAGCUGCAGCUCAAUAAGAUUUGGAAGCUGUCGAGUAAUUGUUUAUAAUUCAACUUAAAGUCUUAAAAUCCAAUAAACAACAGACUACUUGAAUUGGAAUAACAAAAGAUACAAGGCAAACGAAGUUAAACUUGAAAACUUAGCUGAAUAAAGAUGUGAAGCCAAUGCAUUAUUCAUUGAUACAUUGAGAGAAUACAAGAAUGCACUUUCUGUCCUUGAUUGGGUCAGAAGUGAUGCUCAAAACAAAUAAAGUACUUUAAUAGAGAAGAGUCAUAUUGGAGAUUAUGCAGAGAAAUUAAGCAAAUAUGCUAAUCUAUUUGAAGAAUAAGCUGUCUCAGAUUUUGUUAAAUUAGGUGAAGAACAAACUUCAUUUGCUUAAACAAGUAAAACUAUCAUAGUAGCUAAUUAAUUUAGGAUAACAUGGUAAUGGUGAAUAAAUAGCUUCAUUAGUAGAAAAAGAUGUUGUAGCAAUUAUUUAAUAAUUAAUUGAAAAAUUAAGAGAAACUAUCAAAAGUCUUGAAGAAUAAGAAAUUCAAUCUGCCAAUGAUUUUGCUGAUUUUAAGACUAAUUUAUUAGCAGAAUAAGAAUCUCUCAAAUAAGAAUAUGAUGCUAAAGCAAAAUUUUUGAAUUCCUUAUAAAAUGAUAAAGAACUAGCAUCAGAUAUCUUAACUAAAAAGAAAGAACUAUAAGAUUAAAGUAUGAGAAUCUUAAGUUUAACUUAAGGUAUAUUGAACUUUUAAUUAAUUUAGAGGAAUAUAACUAUAAAAAGAAAUUAUAUAACUCUGAAAAAACAAAAAGACAUGAAGAAAAUUAGUUAUUAGAAGAAUCACUUCUAAUCUAUAGAGAAAAGAUUGCUACUGUUAAUGAAUACUUGAAAAAGAGAGUCAACGAGUAUGUUGGAGAAUCUUUAAUCGAAGAACAUGCUGUUAGCAAUCAAGCUCCAGUUCAAAAUAGAAAAGGAAAAUAAUGAUAAAAAAACACACAUUAAAAUUAUAAUUAUUCUAAAAGUUG